UUAGUAAAAGCGCACAUGGAACAUGUAAAUAAUGACUUGAAUACAAGUCAUAUACUUAUCGCCAAAUAUCUGCUGAUAUAUCAACUGGUUGUGCUCACCGGAUGUACAGUAACUAAUGCUUGUAUAUUUUUGUCGAUAUAUUAAACCUAGUGGACCUGUUGUAUUUUACUUCAACAGACUAAACAUGUCAACAACGAACUCGCACCCGAAGUGGCCUGCAUUUGUUUUGUUCGGUGAUUCUAUAACACAGUUCAGCUUUAGUGAAGAAGGGUGUUGGGGUGCUUUAUUAACUGACCAUCUUCAAAGAAAAUGUGACGUGUUAAACAGAGGGUUCUCAGGGUAUAAUUCAAGAUGGUGUAAAAUAAUGUUACCAAAAAUUAUAACUGCUGAUACAGCUAAGAAUGUUGCAGGGGUCACGUUAUUUUUAGGCGCCAAUGAUUCAAAUGCCGGAGACACAAAUCCUCGACAGCACGUCCCUUUAAACGAGUUCAAACAAAAUAUGGCGGAUAUGGUAGAAUAUUUACAGUCUAUUGGAAUUGAAAGAGAAAAGAUUAUUAUGAUAUCCCCACCCGCCUAUAAUAACGAUGCAUGGCAACUAGAGUGUGUCAAGAAGGGAAAACCAUGCAGCAAAACCACAGAAAAUACACAAAAAUAUGCGACAUCGUGUGUUCAACUAUGUAAAGAAACUGGUAUAUGGAGUGUUGAUUUGUAUUCUGAGAUGUUAAAGAACGAGAACUGGAAAGAAAUGUUGAAUGAUGGCCUGCAUUUAUCAACGAUUGGAUCGCGACUUUUAUUUAAAUUAUUACAACCAAUCAUUGACAAGUUAACAUCUGAUCUUCCAAUGAAUUUUCCACUACAGGAUGACAUUGAUUAUGAGAAUCCCAUUUCCUCUCUUCAGUGAAAGUUCAAAAAAUAUUUUGUUUUAACUAGUA
Patella vulgata (common limpet) is the source of this 932-nucleotide messenger RNA. Its product is annotated as isoamyl acetate-hydrolyzing esterase 1 homolog. Bases 116 to 901 code for a protein of 261 amino acids. The record is from RefSeq and is a predicted model, not a curated record. The transcript has 6 exons. NCBI's taxonomy places the organism in Eukaryota, Metazoa, Mollusca, Gastropoda, Patellidae.